Molecule: messenger RNA, 1607 nt
Organism: Cornus florida
Lineage: Eukaryota; Viridiplantae; Streptophyta; Magnoliopsida; Cornales; Cornaceae
Product: ABSCISIC ACID-INSENSITIVE 5-like protein 2
Exons: 4
Coding region: 299-1309 (336 amino acids)
Biological process (GO): positive regulation of DNA-templated transcription
Cellular component (GO): nucleus
Molecular function (GO): DNA-binding transcription factor activity
Source: RefSeq, a predicted model, not a curated record
UUUCUUUUUCAAUUUUUUUAUUUCGUUUUUAUUUUAAUUUUUUCAUUUAGGUUAUAUAUAUAUAUAUACACACUCACAUUUAUAUAUUCAUUCGAGAGAAUAGAAUGUGGGUCUGUUUUCCUAUGUUUCUACCUUAUAUAUUCAGUUCUUAGAUCGAGUUCUGGCUUUUGCAGCAUGGUUUAUUGGUUUUGUUCUCUUCUUGAGAACGUUGUACAUGUGUUGCUGCAUGCAAGCUAAUUGAUUCGUGGAUUUAUCUUUCCAUUUUUUUUCUGAUUCUGGUGUAAAGAGGGGCUGGUGAAUGGGGGCUCAGACAAUGGGAUCUCAAGGUGGAGGUUGUGGCAAUGUUGGUGGAACCCAAGAGCAAAAGUUGCAUGCAUUGGCCAGGCAAGGCUCCUUGUACAGCCUCACACUGGAUGAGGUUCAAAACCAAUUAGGGGAUUUGGGGAAGCCAUUGACCAGUAUGAAUCUUGAUGAGCUUCUCAAGAGUGUUUGGAGUGCAGAAGUUAAUCAGGGAUCGGGCUGCGUUGAUUAUGGGGCCGCACAGCACAGCCAACUUGCUUCGGCCUCCUUGCUGCAUCAGCAGUCAAGCCUUUCGCUGUCCGGGGAUCUGAUCAAGAAGACUGUUAACGAGGUGUGGCAGGAUAUCCAACAGGGGCAGAAGAAUAAUUGUUUUGACAGGAAAUCCCAAGAAAGACAACCUACUCUAGGUGAGAUGACACUGGAGGAUUUCUUGGUGAAGGCAGGGGUGGUUGCUGAAUCAUCUCCAGGGAAGAAAAAUUCUGGUCCUGUUUUAGGGGUUGAUCCUGUUGGUUUGCCCCAAGAAAAUAUUCCACAACAAACUCAGUGGAUGCAGUACCAGCUCCCAAUUCAGCAGCCACCACAGCAGCAGCAACAGAAUAUGCUGGCUGUUUAUAUGCCAGGUCACCCGGUUCAGCAGUCUCUUCCCAUGGGUGGAGCCCCGAUUACAGAUACAGGUUAUGCUGAAACUCAGAUGACCAUGUCAUCAUCCCCUUUGAUGGGCACACACUCUGAUACCCAGACACCUGGACGCAAAAGGGUUGCUCCUGGAGAUGUGAUUGAGAAGACUGUCGAAAGAAGACAGAAGAGAAUGAUAAAGAAUAGGGAAUCUGCAGCAAGGUCACGAGCUAGGAAACAGGCUUACACCCAUGAGUUGGAGAACAAGGUUUCGCGUCUUGAAGAGGAGAAUGAAAGGCUUAAGAAGCUGAAGGAGGUGGAGAAGGUAUUGCCAUGUGUACCACCUCCAGAGCCGAAGUAUCAGCUCCGCAGAACAAGCUCAGCCCCUUUCUGACAUCUGGUUUUUUGUGGUGUAUGAGCACUGUGUAGAUGCGUCGAGUUUGUUCCUAGUUUUCAUUAGAUAACGUUAGUCCUGAAAACUCCCUUUGUAUCAUGGACCAAAUCCAUGUUUGGGUGACUGCCUUGGGAACUUUUUUCAUCCAUAGGUCUCUAGUUGCUUGGUCUGCACUUGGCUGUCUCUUCCUCUGCUCUUUUCCUUGCAUGUACAUUUUUAUAGUUUCAACUUGGCAUUUUCUGUUUCCAUAACUUGUCCUUUUUACUCUCUCUUUAAUCAAAGUCUAGCUGGUGCAACA